AUGUUAUCAAGGGCCAUAUUCAGAAAUCCAGUCAUAAAUAGGACUUUAUUGAGAGCCAGACCUGGCGCUUACUCCGCAAUUAGAUUGACUAGAAACUCAUUGAUUCAAAGCAGGAAGUAUUCUGAUGCACAUGACGAAGAGACCUUUGAGGAAUUUACCGCAAGAUACGAAAAGGAGUUCGAUGAAGCCUAUGAUUUGUUCGAAGUGCAAAGAGUGCUAAACAACUGUUUUUCUUAUGAUUUAGUUCCUGCUCCCGCAGUUAUUGAAAAGGCUUUGAGGGCCGCCAGAAGAGUCAAUGACUUGCCUACCGCAAUUAGAGUAUUUGAGGCUUUGAAAUACAAGGUGGAAAACGAAGACCAAUACAAGGCCUAUUUGGAUGAAUUGAAGGAUGUCAGACAAGAAUUGGGCGUUCCCUUAAAGGAAGAACUAUUUACAAGCUCUUCUUAA
Messenger RNA from Saccharomyces paradoxus, 447 nucleotides. RefSeq names its product cytochrome c oxidase subunit VI (gene COX6). The coding region runs from base 1 to 447 and encodes 148 amino acids. The transcript has a single exon. Gene Ontology annotation, biological process: mitochondrial electron transport, cytochrome c to oxygen. The record is from RefSeq and is a predicted model, not a curated record. Gene Ontology annotation, cellular component: mitochondrial inner membrane. Lineage: Eukaryota; Fungi; Ascomycota; Saccharomycetes; Saccharomycetales; Saccharomycetaceae.